UUUGACCUCAUUGUUAUUCUGUCCUGGUGUUUGUAGGGCUGUGGAGAAUUACAAUUACACCAAGUACCACCCUAUGGACGAGAUAUCCACGUGGAUGGAGCAACUGGAGCAGGAGUACCCAGGGCUGGUGUCUUCUGAGGUGUAUGGCAAGACGUACGAAGGCAAUAACAUCACCCUUCUCAAGAUUGGCCUGGAGUCCAGCAGUCAGAAGAAGGUGAUCUGGAUGGACUGUGGGAUACACGCCCGAGAGUGGAUCGCUCCAGCCUUCUGCCAGUGGUUUGUCAAAGAGAUUUUGCAGACAUACAAAACAGACGAGCAUUUGAACCUCAUGCUGAAAAACGUGGAUUUCUACGUCACUCCUGUGCUUAACGUCGACGGCUACCAGUAUUCCUGGAUUAAUGAAAGUACUCGUCUUUGGAGGAAAACCAGAUCAAAGCCCCAAGAAACGGACUGCUCCUGCUACGGCACAGACCUCAACCGCAACUUCUAUGCCAACUGGGGCAUGGUGGGGAUAUCCAGGAACUGUUGUUCUGAAAUAUACUGUGGAUCUAAGCCCCUGUCCGAGAUUGAAGCAAUGUCAUUGACCGAGUUUGUGGAAAAGAGGGCUCAGGACAUUCUCUGCUUUCUGACCAUACACUCCUACGGGCAACUGAUCCUCGUACCCUACGGGCACCCACAGAUCUCUGCCCCCAACUAUGAAGAGCUGAUGCAGGUUGGUCUGGCAGCUGCUCAGGAGAUGAAGGGGGUACACGGGAUGCAUUACACCGUGGGCACCUCCCCUGAUGUUCUGUAUCCGAAUUCUGGUUCUUCUCGUGAUUGGGCUCGGCUCAUCGGGAUCCCGUUCUCCUUCACCUUUGAGCUGCGGGACGAGGGCGAGCACGGGUUCAAGCUCCCGGAGGAGCAGAUCCAGCCGGCCUGUGAGGAGGCGUACGUGGGAGCGCGCUCCAUCAUGAACUACGUCCACGACAAAGCCUUUAACCUCACCACCACAACCACAACAACCGCACCAGUCACAACACCCAGCACUGCCACGGCAACCGUGGCCGUCUGGAGCACUCUGCUGGCCUGCGCUCUCACCACGGCUGGCCUUCUGUAAACUCCCAGCACUGUGCAGGACAUCACUUUUUACCUGUAAUUCACUGAGAAUUCAUUCACUGUUUGUAUAUUUUUCUUUUGAUUUAUUUAUCUUUCUGGGCUUUUGGGGAAACAGCCCACAUUGGGUAUAAGUUUCCAAACAUAAGCUUUGAUAUUUGAAAAUCUGAUGUAAUCACCAUUGACAGUUCACUGCAAGUUUUUUGCAGCCUAGCUAUAUAUUGGUCAUUAAGGUUGUUGAAAAUGUGUUUUCCAUUGUUUUUUUCUUAAAUGCUUUGAGGGCAUGGUUGUUGUUUUUCCUUGAACUCAUUUUCUGCCCGUGGUUUAGUUUAUGGUUAAAGCCACUUGCAGAAAAUGAGUUCAAAGAAAAACAACCAAAAUACAUGGGCAGCCUGUGAACCCCAUCUCUAGAAUUGAUGUCCUGCAUUUCCUCUGUUGUACUGCAGAGGGCAGUGUUGCUCUUAGUAGGCUUUAUUCUUGCAGACGAUCUGCUAAGAGCUGAUUGUUGUUUACUGAUUUCUUUGUCGGAAAAGCAGAUGGGUUCACUAAUGAUCCUUCGGUUUUUCCUUAUUUCGCUUAUUCUGGGAUUUAACAAUCCGUAAUUACAUAGUGCAUCAACACAAU
Messenger RNA from Conger conger (European conger), 1716 nucleotides. RefSeq names its product carboxypeptidase O (gene cpo). Gene Ontology annotation, molecular function: metallocarboxypeptidase activity; zinc ion binding. Bases 74 to 1096 code for a protein of 340 amino acids. The record is from RefSeq and is a predicted model, not a curated record. The transcript has 8 exons. Gene Ontology annotation, biological process: proteolysis. Lineage: Eukaryota; Metazoa; Chordata; Actinopteri; Anguilliformes; Congridae.